AAAAAGACGUGACGAUUAAAGAUGCAGAUGUAUAUAGAAUUAUAACAAUGUGUCGAUUGUAUGUUGAUUAUUGCCGUUUAUGCUUUACGUUCCUUCUUUUACUUCUUUGUCAUUUAACUUCUACGCUCUCUAAAUUUAUGGCUGUGUUGGUGUUCCAUCCACAGCAUCUAAGCCACAGUAUAACCUAUUUCUGACAGUUCAGUAUAAUUUGAUAGUUUGGCAGAGAGCAAUAGAAAUAAUUAUCGUGUGUGCAGCUCGAGAUAGCGAGACGAAGGCAGGAAAUGUUUUAAAUGUCAUAUUUACGAAUAUAAGACAUGGCAAGGCUACUCAUCGGAAUGGAACGAAUAUAAAAAGUAGCAAAUUGCUAGCUAAUUCAACAAUAAUCACACGAAAUCGACUUGUGGUUUUCAGAAACCUGAUUUGAAUUAUUUAAAAGUAUUGAACAGAGUGUGCAUAUAAAUUUAUUGUUUUCUAUCAAUACUAUAAUUAUUUGCAUUAAAAUAAUUGAUAUAAAAAUAAUAAAAAAUAAUUGAUAUUACGCCAAGAUGGAAUUGGCAAAAGAGGUUAUUAGUGGCCUAGCGGACGUUCAAAAUAGCAACACUAUAUCUGAAGAAACAUUUGUGCAAUUAUUAAACAUUAUACUAUCUCAUAUUCGUAACAAUAAUAAUGAUGCUAAAAACAUUGCUGUUGUAUAUUCAUUCAAAUCAGAUUUGGUGAAAGCUGCUGUUGCCAAUAUAUCUUGCCUCUUUAUAGAAGCUGCUAGAUAUGAUUAUGAUGAAAAGAGUUUAAAAAUUUUUUUACAUAAUGAGCAUAUUAAAGGACAAAGAGUAGAAAAAUUAUGUAAUACUUAUAUGAACAAUAAACAAGAUAUUCAGACUUGGUUGGAAUUGAUGGGAGACAAUGUACCACAUAUAGUAGAUAUAGAUUGGCGUUUACAUCAUUGUGUUAAGGCUAGCAUUUGCCGCUCUAUCAGUAUACCAGCUUGUAAUAUUCAAAUAUGUAUAAGGAAAUGUAAUGACAUAAAACGUGUGACAUUUACAUGUACCAUACAACAGCUACAAGAAUUAGUAUACAAGUUAAAAGAUAUUGUAAGACAUCUCGAGAAAAUGUCUAACAUAUAAAUGUCUAAUGAGUGAUUAUGAAUCAGCAAUUUAGAAAUAUAUUUUCUCCUUGCUUUAGUAGCGGUAUGUAUAUAUGAAGGAUAGUUUAUAUGAAUAAUACAUAGUUUGAUAUAUAUAGGUGCAACCAGUUAUAUUUUUGUAUUAUAAUGAAAAAAACUUAAGAAUCUUUUAAUUCAAUGUAGAGUUAUUGUAUUUUAUACAUUUAUACAUGUAUAUGCAUGCACGUAUACACAUAUAUAAAAAUUGAUUAAAAAUACAGUAUCCUUUGUUGUGCAACUUAAUAUUUAUCCAAAAUCUCUAUUUUUAUUAGACGAAAAA
Messenger RNA from Linepithema humile (Argentine ant), 1439 nucleotides. RefSeq names its product COMM domain-containing protein 3. Lineage: Eukaryota; Metazoa; Arthropoda; Insecta; Hymenoptera; Formicidae. Gene Ontology annotation, biological process: sodium ion transport. The record is from RefSeq and is a predicted model, not a curated record.